Molecule: messenger RNA, 2496 nt
Organism: Erpetoichthys calabaricus (reedfish)
Lineage: Eukaryota; Metazoa; Chordata; Cladistia; Polypteriformes; Polypteridae
Product: gastrula zinc finger protein XlCGF57.1-like
Exons: 3
Coding region: 297-1823 (508 amino acids)
Biological process (GO): regulation of transcription by RNA polymerase II
Molecular function (GO): RNA polymerase II cis-regulatory region sequence-specific DNA binding; DNA-binding transcription factor activity
Source: RefSeq, a predicted model, not a curated record
UGUUUGAUUCCUCCGGCGGACUGCGCGGGCGGGCGCACAACGCGAGUGUCUGCACAUUCAGAGAUAAAAGUAUGCAGAGGACGAAAGAAAGAGCGGACGGGGAGAAGUGUUGGUGAGCAACGGGAGCGUCGAGAAGGAGUGAGAGUAUCGGAUUAAAAUUAAGCUUCCCCACCACUUCCAUGUGCUCCUGCAGUGAGGCAACUUAACGGCUUCGAGGACAGGGCUGUCCACGUGAGAUCUCCGAUGAGAAGAGGAGACAGAGACAGAGAGAGAGAAAGAAGAGUUUUACACGGAGCAUGGCUUCAUCCAAGGGUGAUGACCUGGCUGAAAGAGUGGCGCACAUUAAGGAAGAGGAUUGCGAGUGGGAGGCAGCCCAGGACUUUUGCGAAGGAAGACUUUCCGUUUUCAAGGAGGAAGAGUUUGAGGGGGAAAUUAUCCAAGUUAAAGUUGAAGAUUCGGAAGAUUACCCAGUUAGUCUCGAACCGCAAAACGACGAAACUGGGAAUUUUGGUGGAGAAUCUCAUUCCAGUUUACAGUCCCGCUUCACGAAUACCGGACACCUGGCUACCCAGAAGAAUUCGGUGGAAGUGAAAUGCGAGUUCGAAGAGACGAUCAUUGGAGGAGACGGGAGGGAAGGAGAUGAGCAGGAGCCGUCUAAUAGUUUUGGAACAGAUUUCCGAUGGAAUGGCAGCUUCUCGCAGUCGUCAUCUGCUCAGCUCUCGCUUCAACGUAAAUUGCAACACAAACAGGACAAGGAGAAGAUGAAGAAAUCAACAAGAGGAUUGGAGAAUUUGACUGCAACCUCUUUCCAGUGCAGUUCUCUUCCUGCGAGAGAAUCCAUCAACACUGGAAAACGGCAAGGGCCUAACACCAAUCCAGUGGCUUUGUGUGCUGGCCAAGAGUGCAGAGGAACUUUUAAAAACAAGUCUGACUGUGUAGAUGUCAAGUCAAAUGAUACAAGACCAAAGCCAUAUGCCUGUUCUGAGUGUGGCAAAACAUUCCUCCAUAACUGCAGGCUCCAGGCACACACAAGAAUUCAUACUGGAGAAAAACCCCACUGCUGCUCUGAAUGUGGCAAGCGAUUUUCCGACAGUCGUUGUCUCCAAAGACAUAAAAGAAUCCACACUGGCGAAAAGCCGUAUGGCUGUGCUGAAUGUGGCAAACGAUUCACCGACAGUAGUGCUCUCCAGAGCCACACAAGGAUUCACACUGGAGAGAAGCCGUUUUGCUGUUCUGAAUGUGGCAAAAGAUUCACCGAGACGAGUGCUCUUCAGAGCCACAAAAGAAGUCAUACGGGAGAGAAGCCAUAUUGCUGUUCCGAAUGUGGCAAACGCUUCACCAGCAGCAGUAGUCUUUGGCAGCAUGCACGAAUUCACACUGGAGGGAAGCCAUACUCCUGUCCUGAAUGUGGCAAAAAUUUUCUACACAAGAGCAGUCUCCAAAAUCACAUACGAAUUCAUACUGGAGAAAAGCCUCAUUGCUGCCCUGUUUGUGGCAAGCGAUUUUCUGACAGUAGCACUCUCCACAGACAUACAAAAAUCCACACUGGCGAAAAGCCCUAUAGCUGUGCGGAAUGUGGAAAAAGAUUCAUUGACAGUAGCCGCCUCCAGAGCCACACCCGGGUUCACACUGGAGAAAAGCCAUUUGUCUGCCCUGAAUGUGGCAAACGAUUCACCAACCGGAAUGGUCUUCGCCAUCACGUACAGAUUCAUUCGGGCGGGAAGCCAUACGGCUGCUCCGAAUGCGACAAAAGGUUUUUACUUAAGAAAAGCCUCCAGAACCACGUAAGAAUUCACAUGGGAGAGAAGCCGACAUCUAGUUGAGAUCUGAAGGUCUCGAACGUUCUGCCCUCCGCUGCACUACUUGGUAACUUAUUCCAUGUGUCAUCAGUUCUUUACGUGAAGAAAAACGUACAUUUGUGCGAAAUCCGCCUUUAACAAAUAGUCAACCGUGGCCCCAGCGUGCUUGUGCAGAAUUUAUUUUCGAAGGAACAACUGCUGUCCUCGCUCAUUUCCUUCAUCAUUUUAAACACUGCAGUCCUGUCACCUCCUCUGGUUCUCCGGUGGCUUGAACUGAAAAGAUUCACCUUCUUCAAUCUUUCCCCAAAGCUCACACCUCGUAAUCUUGGAAUUGGCCUUGCUGCUCUCCUCUGGACUUUCUCUAGCGCUGCAAUGUCAUUUUUUUUUUAAUAUGGAGACCAAAGCUGACAGCAGCACUCCAGGUGAGGCCUCACCAGUGUGUUAUUUAGCUUCAGCACGACUUCCUUUCAGGUGUACUCUACAUUUUGGAGAUAAAGAACAGCCUGAGCUUUCUUGAUCACAUCUGACCAAUGCUUGAAUGGAGGUACUGAUGAGUCCACUUUGACUCCUAGUUUCUUCACAAAAGGGGGACUUUCAUGUUUAGACUUCCCAUCGUGUAUUCAAAUCUAACAUUUUUUUACUUCCUACUGUACAUGUAUUUCCUUACAUUAACUCACAUUAAAUUUCGCCUGCCCAA